AUGGGCGCCAAAGUAAUGGUUCAUGGUUUGGUGAUCGAUGUAGAUGUAUUAUUAUUAUUAUUACUAGCACCAGCACCAACAGCAAAAGGACCAAAAACCACAUUUGGCCCACUCCCCAAGAUUGCUGCUUAUUUUUCCCAAUCGAUUAUUGACUCUAUCGAUCAUAGUCAUCCAUCAUAUCCACCUCCUCUUUUACAUCAUCAUCAUCAUCAUCAAUAUCCUCAUCAUCAUCAUCCCUACAACAACUACCACCACCACCACCAUCUUCAUCAACAACAACCACAACCACAACCACAGUAUUUUUAUACUUCACCACCAUUACCACUACCAAAUCAUUCAAGUUAUAGUAGUACUACCCCACCACUUCCAACCACUCCAAACAACAACAACAAUACCAACAACGGUUCGUCAGUUUCAUCAUCACAGAGUAACACUCCAAACUUAAAAUAUCCAUCUAGCAGUGACAUUGAUUUCCAUUCCUCAUCUGAUCAUUUCCAGGGUCAAUCUACUACUAUUACUAGUUCAUCAGACACUGUUAAUCAUUUCCAGAGUUUAAAUCUUCAAACUUCUUCUGACAAUAAUAAUCAUUAUCAUUUUGAAAAAGAUUUAUUAAUUCAUUCAUCAAGUCCAAUACAACAAGGAUCACCAUUAAAACUUUCCACUACUACUGAACAUACUCGUCAUUUACAAUAUCAACGUAAUAAUAGUAGUAGCAGUAUGUUACCAACAUCCAACUCUGCUUCGUCACAAUCAGCAUCGUCACCUCAACACAUUACAUCGGAUUUGACUCACCUCCCACUCCCAUCGAUCUUUCAGCAAAACCCAAACGCCGCAUCAAACCACUGCCCAACACGUUGCUCAACAACACCAACAAGCCCACCAAGCCCAUCAACAGGCCCAACAAGCUCAACAAGCUCAACAACAAGCCCAGCAACAGGCCCAACACCACCAAAUGUCCAACAACAACAAUAA
This is a messenger RNA of Cavenderia fasciculata, 972 nucleotides long. RefSeq lists its product as uncharacterized. The transcript has 6 exons. NCBI's taxonomy places the organism in Eukaryota, Evosea, Eumycetozoa, Acytosteliales, Cavenderiaceae. The coding region runs from base 1 to 972 and encodes 323 amino acids. The record is from RefSeq and is a predicted model, not a curated record.